UGUUAGCUCAUCUUCAUCUGGACCCAAUAAUAACACAGGCAAAUUGCACGUCGGCAGCAGUUCAAUUGUGAGGCCGGGUCUUCGUGAAGCGACACACAAGAUGUGUUUCCUGCUUUCACCCUCCAAUUCGGCGCGCAGGCAGUCAACACAUCUCCAUCAUCCCUAAUCAUCCCUCCACGCCACAAUCAUGUCCUCCAAGCGAACCCUCCAAGACACGCUCACCAUGACCAACUCGGUCAAGAUCCCGCAGCUCGGCUUCGGCGUGUACAAGUCCCCCGAGGCCGUGUGCGCCCGGUCCUGCGACACCGCCCUCGACGUCGGAUACCGCCACAUCGACACGGCGCAAUUCUACGGCAACGAGACGCAGGUCGGGCAGGCGGUACAGCGCUCGGCCAUGCCGCGCGAGCACGUCUUCAUUACGACAAAGGUGCUCGUGGCCGAGGACUCGGUCGAGGCGACGCUGAGAAAAUGCCUUGACAGCGUCGCAAAGCUCGACCCGGAUAGCGGUUACGUCGACCUGUUCCUCAUCCAUAGCCCCAACUCGGGCGCUGUGAAGAGGAAGAUUAUGUGGCAGGCACUCGAGAAGCUGUACGAGUCGGGAAAGGCGAGGAGCAUCGGCGUGAGCAAUUUUGGGAUCAAGCACAUCGAGGAGCUCAAGGAGUUUGCUACAGUGUGGCCACCGCACGUGAACCAGAUUGAGCUCCACCCCUGGAUGCAGCAACGAGAAAUCGUCGAAUAUUGCCACAAUCACGGCAUCGUUGUCGAGGCAUACGCCCCCCUCGUGCGCAACUUGAAAGCCGACGACCCGACACUCUUCAAGAUAGCCGAGAAGCAUUCCGUCUCUCCUAACCAGGUUCUGGUCCGCUACAGCCUCCAAAAGGGAUGGGUGCCCCUACCCAAGAGCGACACACCGGAGCGCAUAGCCGCGAAUGCCAACGUCUUCGGCUUCUCACUCAGCGACGAGGACAUGGCUGCUCUGGACGGCCUUGACCAGGGUCCCGCGGGCGCCAUCGUGCAAGCCGUCGACAAUUGAUGUGCCAGCGAUGCAAGAACCCCGAUGCAACGCGAAUAGUUAAUUCACUCUCAUAAGACGACCGAGAGGGCGCACUUGACAAUCUCGAUUGCUAUAGAAACAGUCUAGCGUUCACCACUAUAUAUAUAUAUAUAUUUGUCCCA
Molecule: messenger RNA, 1176 nt
Organism: Purpureocillium takamizusanense
Lineage: Eukaryota; Fungi; Ascomycota; Sordariomycetes; Hypocreales; Ophiocordycipitaceae
Exons: 2
Coding region: 188-1033 (281 amino acids)
Molecular function (GO): oxidoreductase activity
Source: RefSeq, a predicted model, not a curated record